Molecule: messenger RNA, 1128 nt
Organism: Aspergillus heteromorphus CBS 117.55
Lineage: Eukaryota; Fungi; Ascomycota; Eurotiomycetes; Eurotiales; Aspergillaceae
Product: 3-deoxy-7-phosphoheptulonate synthase
Exons: 3
Coding region: 1-1128 (375 amino acids)
Biological process (GO): aromatic amino acid biosynthetic process
Cellular component (GO): cytoplasm
Molecular function (GO): 3-deoxy-7-phosphoheptulonate synthase activity
Source: RefSeq, a predicted model, not a curated record
AUGCCUAGCGUUACCUCUGCCUCCCUCCUCGACGCCAGCAACAUCGAUCUGCUGCGUCAGAAGCUGGCUGAGGAUGUCCGCGUGGAGAAAUACACCCCCCUCGCCCCCCCGGAACUAAUCCAAUACGACAUCGGUCUGUCGGCACAAUCCCUCCUCACGGUGCUGAACAGCCGCAUCGAAGCGCGGCAAAUCAUCCGCCAGGAAUCCGACCGACUGCUCGUCCUAGUCGGGCCCUGCAGCAUCCACGACCCCGAGAACGCGCUGGAAUACGCGACGCGGCUGCAAGAGCUGGCAGACAAUCUCCGCGACGACCUGUGCAUCGUGAUGCGCGCGUACCUGGAGAAGCCGCGCACGACGGUGGGCUGGAAAGGGCUGAUCAACGACCCCGAUGUGGAUGACUCGUACAACAUCAACAAGGGCGUCAAGGUCGCCCGCAAGCUGCUCUGCGAUAUCACCGGCCGCGGGGUCCCCGUCGCCUGCGAGAUGCUGGAUACCAUCUCGCCGCAGUACACGGCGGAUCUGAUCACCGUGGGGGCAAUCGGGGCGCGGACGACCGAGUCGCAGCUUCAUCGCGAGCUGGCGUCCGGGUUGUCCUUCCCGGUGGGUUUCAAGAAUGCCACUGAUGGCUCGGUCGGCACGGCUGUCGACUCGCUGAAGUCGAUGCGCGGGCGUCACCAUUUUAUGGGCACGACCAAGCAGGGCCUCAUUGCGAUUACCACCACCAAGGGGAACGAGGACGGGUAUGUCAUCCUGAGAGGUGGUAGCCGUGGGACCAACUAUGACGCCGAGAGUGUCAGGGCUACCAAGGAGCUGCUGCAUGCGAAGGGCGAGAGAGAGGUGAUGAUGAUCGACUGUUCGCAUGGCAACUCCCAGAAAGACCACCGCAACCAGCCCAAGGUGCUCAAUGUGAUCGAGAACCAGCUGCGUCAGUGUGAGGACGGCAUCAUCGGGGUCAUGGUCGAGUCAAACAUCCGCGAGGGCAACCAGAAGCCGUCCAAGCGGCUGGAGGGGUGCGAGAAGGGCGUCAGCAUCACCGAUGCCUGCAUCGACUGGGAGACCACCGAGGCGUCGCUGACUUCGCUGGCGGAGGCCGUGCGCGUCCGUCGGGCUCUUGCGGCGAAGAACUGA